UCGAGCGAGCGCGCGUUCACGAGUCCCUCGGGUUGGUGCUAUGUGCGCGCCGCGGUCAGUAUGCCAUGGGGAUCUGUUGGACUCGGUGUUGUAGCCUCUUCCGCAGAGAGAGCAGUCGCUUGCAGAGAGCAGGAGGAGGGUCAAAGUAUUUCAGGACAUGUUCCAGGGGAGAACAUUUUACUAUUGAGUUUGAAAAUCUUGUAGAAAGUGAUGAGGGGGAAAGUCCAGGAAGUAGUCAAAGACCUUUAAGUGAAGAAGAAAUAAGUGAUUUAAGAGAGAGACGUUAUGAAUCGAUCGCAAACAGACAGCAGUUUGAUGACAUCAAGUUACAAGAUGAGUUAGCCUUACAAGAGGAGAAGUUAAAACUAGAAGAAGAGGCUUUAUAUGCUGCACAGCGUGAAGCAGCCAGGGCAGCCACGAAAAGAAAGCUUUUGGAGCAACAUCGGUUACAGUGGCUUAAGCAAAAAGCUCAAGCAUUUAAAAGUGGGGAAAACAUGAAAGGCUCAGAAGAUUUUGAAUCCUAUUUGCAGAACGUGAAAUCACAAUAUGAAGUAUUCAGGAGUAGUAGGCUUUCUUCUGAUGCCAACAUAUUAACUCCCAACACGGAGAGUAGCUGUGAUCUCACCAACAAAACAAAGUCUACGAGUGGCAAUGAUGAUAACACAUCCCUGGAUCUUGAGUGGGAGGAUGAAGAAGGAAUAAAUAGGAUGAUUCCAAUGAGAGAGCGCUCCAAGACUGAGGAAGAUAUUCUGCGGGCAGCCUUAACAUACAGUAGGAAGAAGCCCGGGAGUCACGCGGCCUCAGCCUCUGAUGAUUCGAAUGGGCUGGAGUGGGAGAAUGAUUUUGUGAGCGCAGAAAUGGAUGAUAACGGGAACUCGGAAUAUGCAGGGUUUGUUAACCCAGUAACAGAGCAGUCUGCAGAGCAACAGGACAGGUAGAAGAGACAUUGGAUACAGUGGACUAUAAUGACCAAACACUUUAUUCUCCUUUAUGGAUUAUCGAAUGUACAGACUUUUGUUUUCCUUUUUUUUUUUUUUUUUAAAUGCACACUCAGAUGUAGAAAUGUGUCACUGGAAAAGAAAUUAAGUGCAAUUUUUAUUGUUUACUUUUUGCGAAUGUUUUUCUUUAAGGGGUUUGUAUUUUAACCCCUUAUGAACCAUUGACAUUCUUUGUCAUCAUAACUAUCUGAUUUUUACAGAUCUUAUCCUAAAAUAAGUCAUGUUCUACUCAUCCAUGACAGCAGGACUGCAUAGAGUUACCAGUGGUUUCUGAGCAGGACAUUCCGUGCAGUCAGCCUUUGUGGACCAGAUUGUGAUGACCGCAUGGAAUAUCAUUGGUUUUUAAGAGUUAAUCACUAAUGAAACAUGUGAUGUUGCUUGGAUUUUGGCACUUGUCUAGGUCCACUAAUUAUCUGCACUACUUGAAAAUUUGUCAUUUUGGCAAGCAUCUUGUCCUUCACUAGCCCUAGGUUUAGAAUGUGUAGCAGUCUUUAAUAUUGUCUUCUAUUCUUCUUUUUGGUUUUACAUAUUGGAAGACAUUGCAGUGAUAUCUUCACAUAUAAAAUAUGAUAAACUCCAGAAUUCAAAAUCUUGGCAACCUAUAUGAUUCUGAACUACAUUUCCCAAAAUGUUCAGCCGGCCUAAGGGAUACCCAUCACUGAUUUAGAAACUCUAUACACAUCUACCCAUUUUUACAGAACAAUUGAACAGUUUGGAAAAGCUAUAAUAGCAAUACAGCUUCAAAUUACAAUGCCCAUCUUUAGGAGAAACUCUCUGCAGAGCUGUUGCAUUGCCUUAAUUAGUAUGUCAUUAAUAAAUUAGUUAUUUAAACUCAACAAUUUUAUAAAAAUGGUUUAUGUAUUCAUGUAUUUUAAUUUUUUUCCCCCAUUAAUAUACAUUAUAUUGAACUGUACUGACAUAGAAAAAUAAUCCUCACUACCGAUUUAUAGGGAAUCUGAGGGAGAAACCUUUCAGGUUGAUUUUCAUACAUUUUAUAGAAAUGUGCGUGUGCUAGUUUGGAAAAUCACCAAAGAAAUGUUUUGCUAUGUAACAAAAAUAUUUACAAAUUGUAACAAGCCCCUGCUAAAAUAAUUUCAAAGAAUCUGAUUCAUGUAUUGAUUAAAAAGAACUAUAAAACAAGUGUAAUUCAUUAAUUAUUUUUUCUCUUAUUCAAAAUUUAGACUAUGCACUAGGUAGUUAUUGCAUUGCAUCAUUUGUUCCUAACAUUUAGAUUGGGACCCAUGACUCCAGUUCCAGUUAUUUACAAUAGACAUCAUAUUGUAAGGCCCUAGGCAACUCUCUUAAAUAAUACCGUCCCUGAUAUAUAUAAAAAAAAAUGUUGGUACCCAAUUAAUAUCGUAUACAUCAUAUGCAUAUUUUGGUUCCCUGUCAAUAGUGGUUAAUAAGUACUGUAAUCCAUAUUAAAUACCUGCACUCAUCACAGUCUCAGUUGAAGGACAAGUGUAUGUGGUAGUGAUGACUGCACUCACCCUGCUCUAUAUUUUGCUUUGCUGAGAAGCUAGCUCAGUGGGGAAUUAUGUGGUUUUCAAGAUGCACUAGUCACUACAAACAAAAACCAAUGCAAUUUUUAGAAGCAAACAAAAUAAACACAACACUGUGUAUGAUGUAUACUAAUAAAUUUUGUUUUGUCUGUC
Molecule: messenger RNA, 2653 nt
Organism: Pelobates fuscus (common spadefoot toad)
Lineage: Eukaryota; Metazoa; Chordata; Amphibia; Anura; Pelobatidae
Gene: AP1AR
Product: adaptor related protein complex 1 associated regulatory protein
Exons: 10
Coding region: 66-938 (290 amino acids)
Biological process (GO): negative regulation of cell motility; regulation of Arp2/3 complex-mediated actin nucleation; negative regulation of substrate adhesion-dependent cell spreading
Cellular component (GO): endosome
Molecular function (GO): kinesin binding; AP-1 adaptor complex binding
Source: RefSeq, a predicted model, not a curated record